Molecule: messenger RNA, 987 nt
Organism: Porites lobata
Lineage: Eukaryota; Metazoa; Cnidaria; Anthozoa; Scleractinia; Poritidae
Source: the annotation of a GenBank genome assembly
UUUACAGACAACACACCUCCUUCGUUCAACGGCACUUGUCCAAGGAACUUGGUAGAGUAUGUUCCUGAAUGUUCGUCGAGCAUUGUGGUCUCAUGGAAUGAACCAAUGGCGACCGAUAACUCUGGUCACGUGAUUAUCAAUCACCCCACGCUUCGGCCUCCGGUCAACCUAAGUAUCGGCCUUUACAGUCUUCAUUAUUCGGCGAAAGAUGGCGAAGGAAACAUUGUUAAUUGCACAUUUCUUGUACAAGUCGCAAGUAAGCCAUUUCUUCGUUGUUACAACAGUCAUCUAGCCUUCACUAAUGAUCUGGUUGUUAAAGGCACAGUUUAUUGCACUAUCGCAGAAAGCGGGAUUAGAUUUAUUAACAAAUCGACAGUAAUUUCCAUGGUGUAUUAUCUUAAAAACUUUUCAAAUGACGUCAAAAUGUUCAAAACUCAAGUGAAACUAUAAUCUGCAGGCGAGUGUUUUCACAGUUUACAAAGUUUGCAAAGUAUAAAAUAAUAUUAAUAGUUCCAUUUCCGACAAGUUUUUUUUUGGAAAACUGCAUGCGACAGAUCGAUAGAGAAAAACAAAUUGUGCCAGCAUUGUGUCAUUCCCGUGGUUUAUACUCUCAUAGCUCACCAACGAUUGGCGCGCUUGAAGUCGUUCAGUUAUUGUGAAGAUUCUGUGGACUCUUGAGGAUACUAAGUAGAUUUAGGGCUCUGCUCUUGUCUUCUACGUAGCAGCUGUUAUUACCGCAAGAUCUACUAAAUACACAGUUAAUUGUGCUGCUCUUACUAUUUGUGCACAGGAAGAUCCUGCCCAGUCCUUAAAGCUCCAAAAUAUGGCACCAUAGCCUCUCUUUUGUGUGGAUGGUUAUUUGGUUCCCAGGUCUUACUCUCCUGUAAUGUGGGAUAUCACCUGUUGGGAUCGGCCGUGAGAUCAUGUAAAGAAGAUGGUAGAUGGUCAGGCAACACAACUUCAUGCCAGAGUAAGAAAUCAACAUAG